Molecule: messenger RNA, 6925 nt
Organism: Xyrauchen texanus (razorback sucker)
Lineage: Eukaryota; Metazoa; Chordata; Actinopteri; Cypriniformes; Catostomidae
Product: synaptotagmin-like protein 2
Exons: 19
Coding region: 170-5479 (1769 amino acids)
Biological process (GO): intracellular protein transport; exocytosis
Cellular component (GO): exocytic vesicle; plasma membrane
Molecular function (GO): small GTPase binding; neurexin family protein binding
Source: RefSeq, a predicted model, not a curated record
GCUUUGCGCCAGUGAGGCGCUCCAGAAGUUUUGCCGCGGAAACAAGGUUAUUACUCAGUGAAAUGAAGGUGAUUCUGGAGCAACAGUAGAUUUCAGAGCUUACUCUGUGAGUCUCAGUACUUGAGUUACUUAAGAUCAGCCAAACUGUGAGAGGAACAACAGCUUCAUCAUGAUAGACUUGAGCCAUCUCACUGAGGAGGAGCAGGAGAUGAUCAUGAUGGUUUUAAAGAGAGAUGCCGAGCUGAAGAAAUCAGAGGAGGAACGAAUCAAACAAGUGCGGAAAGUUGUUCCUGAUGAAGACAGAUGCAAGUAUAUGACAGGAGAAUGGUUCUACGAGGUGAAAUCACAGAGACAUCAGGACAGAAUUCAUGGAUCCGACAUCAUCAUGGCAUCAAUGAAGCAAAAGAAACCCUCAGUUGUUGAGUAUUUAACUAAGUCAUGGGGUGGCGGAUCCAAGAGUGUCAAUAGAAAGAACAGUGUUGGUAUCAUGACACCUAAACAAGCUACAGAGUCCUCACAGCAGCCAAAAGAGAGGAAAAACAGUGACACAUCAGAGGCCCAGCAAGAAAGACUGAACACUGGCAUGAGAUCACCUUGCAAGCCAAGGCACAACCCAUUCAACAGUAUUCCAGUGGAGCUUGACUUUGAGGAGACUGACAGCCCGUUUACAAAUGGAGCAUCAGGAUCUGGACUCAGGAAACCAUUUGACAGUGUCUCUGAUUCACAAGUAAAACAUCAGGAAGCAAGUCAUUCUGAAGAUAAUACUGAGGUCUAUAACCCCAUAAACAACAGAGCCCCUCGUCAAAAGCCUGUGCCAAUGAAAAGGACCAAAAUCUACAAACCCCAGAGCUCUGUCUCAGACAGUGCCAGCUCUGUGUCCACCCAGAGUACUUCCACCACAGCAGGCUCAGGAAUCAGGUCCCCCCUUCCAAGCGGUAUCCUCAAAUACACCUCCAGCUGCAGUUCCAGUGAGUCGGCUCUCAGAAGCCAACUGCCACAACCAGUUGAAACACACCAUGUUCACAAAAACAGCAGUCAAGAAAAGGAUUCUGAAAAGAGAACAAUAAUUCUGGAAAGCAUAGAGAAAACACCAAUUAUUUCCCUGUCAUCAUUAAAGUUACCAAAAUCACGUUUACCAGUGAGAGCCUCAUUGCAACUUAUUGACCCUACACAGGCCAUACAAGAGAAACCAAAUAUACAACCUCGUCUCAGUCUGAGCUCCAUCACAAGAUCAGAUGAUAACAAGAAUGUGGAAAAAUGUUUAAAACAAAAGAGAGAAACAGAUAGUUGCCUUCCUCAGUCAUCCAUGGCAUCAGAGGGCCAAAAGAAAGAAACUGUUAAUUUUCAUCAUGAGAAUGCAAGGUCUGUAUUGACCACCAAGUCUCAAAAGCUAUUGGAUGAGAUCACUGCCCCUCAACCUAUACAGCACAAGUCUGAGAUAGUGGAGACUCCUAUGACCCUGUUUCCAAAGGAGGAAAUGACAAGGGUAGAAGAACAACUAAGGACUGCUGUUGAUGAGCCAUUUCCCAGCACCCUCAACACAGCAAAUACAUCCAAUAAGGCAGAUGUUUCUACUGAUACCCCUGUGCUCAAUGUAAAAAACAAGAAUAAUAUCUCAAAGCAAGAAGAUGCCAAACUGGCUAUCAUGACAGAUUCGCAUAUCCCCAAGCCUAGUGAAGAACAAGGAGAUUCCAUCACUAAAGUUCUUGAGUGGUUUAGCAAGAGCACAGACAGCAGUGAUAUGCUUGAUUUAGAGACAUAUGUGCAGGACAUGGAGGAGCAUACAGAUUACAUAAACUUUGAAGAUGAGGUUAAUAUGAGAGCCAAAAAAAGGGAUGAUGUGUACAUGAUCAUACCAUGCCAAAGUGAUGAGAUAUCAUCUGAAGUGAAUAAAGUAUUUCAAGAAGAGACCAGCUGGGGAGUGGAACAGAGUGUUGAUGAGCCUCUUGAGAAUGCUCCAAAAGAACGGAGAAGAUUAGAUUCCACCUCUCAGAAAGAAUAUCUCAUCAUGAAGCCUUCAAUUGAAUCUAUUAAUCCAAACGAGGUCACAAAACUGCCAGAAGCUAAUAUGUCUGUAGCUGGGAAAGUUAAUCAAAAAGAGAAAAAGACUGAGGCUUUUAUCAAGAGGGAGGUAGAGACCAAAGUCAACCUGGAAAGCACUGACAUCAAACUCACUCAACAAGAAUCGAAAGAGAGAACAAGCCUUGAAGAAAACCAGCGACCAAAAAUUACUAAUUUGAAAUCAUUCUGGGAGAAAGAAAACAUUGGUCCAAAGAUUUUGAUAAGUAGACCUAAUGAACCAGUUAAGAAUGAAGAUUUAAUCUCUAGUAAUGUGAGCAGAAAGCUAACUGAAGUUGUAGAUGACCACCAGGAAGCUGAACAGAGUUUGAGAGCAAAAUCUCAAGAACAUAAGAAAAAGAAGUCAAUAAACUUUGGGGACAUUUUAGACCUUGAAUAUUUAAGGAGUACCAACACAAUCCACAAGCCCCAGGCACCAGUUGCUACAGAUGAGUUGAAACACGUAAAUCCACCAUUGAACAAUCAGAAAAAAGACCAAAUUCUUGCAAGUGCUCCCUUUAACAAAGGAGUUCCCACACUUCCAUGUUUAAAAUCAUCCUUGCUAGCUAGUCAAAACGGGGAAAGCAUGAGAGGCACAGUUAGCAUAAGCAGCAAUGAUGGAGAUCCCAUCUCACCAAAGGAGUUAGAGGUUAAAUCUAGGGCAGCACCAAGGCAAAAUCCAGUGCCUCUUUUUAAGCAGAAUUCCCAGCAACAAGAGAAUAUGGCAGAGAGAAUCAAACAACUCAAGUCCUUUUGGGAGAGAGAAACAUUGGAACCCAUAAAAUAUAUGAAAUCCACUGCAGUUCAAAAUAGAUCCUCAAUCACUUCUGCUGCUAGUCUGAAUAAAAGAUUUACAAAGUCUGAGUUUGACCUCAGAUCAAUAGGCACUGAGUUUGAUGAUGAUCUUGAGGACAAUAAUUCUUCCAGAGGCAGAAUGUCUCCUAAUUUCUCAAUACGAAAGGAUAAGCCCUUUUCAACUGAUGGUAUGAGCACUUCACAGUAUAAGAACCUCCAAGACUUCUGGGGUGCAUCACCUACCAAGCAGCAUGGACAACGGUCACCCAUCCUUGGAAGUGGAAUUCAGAUAUCCUUGAGUCCACAUAGCAAAACAACAGAUAUAUCAAAAGAGACAGGCUUAUAUUCCUUUAUAGAUGUAACAUCACAUACAAGUCCAAAUGUUUACAAUAUCCAAUCAGAGAGAGCCAGUGUCAAAGCCUUUGCAAAUGAGACCCAAAGUACUAAAACAUCCUUGUUGUCCUCACCAGCCAAGACAGGGAAAGCGUUCCAAUCCCCUUCAAAGAAAAGGAUUACCACAAGACAGUCGCAUGUGGUCUCAGGUGAAGCAAUCUUCCAUGGAGUGUCUUAUUCCCCUCAGCCACUGAAGGGCUCUCAGACCUCUUCGAAAUACACAAUACAACCUAAACCUGCCAUUGGUCAAGAGUCACGACCUCUGCAGAGCAAAAGCAGCAAAGGCAGUCUAAACAGGGAAGCAAAUUCCAUGCGACGUGCCUCCAGCAUGUUUUCUGUAAACUCUGCAUUUGAGGAGCAAAGCCAGGGCAUUAAUCUUCAGUCCAAGAAGUCCCAGGGUCCCAUUCUGCACCAGGUCAAGAGGCCAACUGAAUGUAGCCUUACACAUUCCAGAAAAAUACAGGACGCUAGCUGUACACUGCCAAAUAUAUCCCCUGAUAUCUCUCGAGAUAGAGAAAAAAUCACUCCUAGAAAACCAUCUCGUACUUCUGAGGAUUCUGACUCUCAACCCCUCGCUAGGUCCUUUAUUCCACGUAAUUACCAGCAUUACCUUGGAAUCACAGAGAACAGAAGUAUCUACACUCCACCUCCAGUUACAGAGCAGGUGGAUGACUUUAUCUGCACUACAUUUACAACAUCUCCAGAGAUAAGUGCCAGCUGUAAAUGUUCACCCAUAAGAACCAGUACUCCAGUAAAGGGUUCCCCUGAUCUCCAAACCAGGAAAGGAUGUCUGGGACUCCCCUCUACCACACAAAUCGAUGAUGGUGAUGCCAGUCGAGAAGCCCCAAAGAGCUGUGCAACAGACACCUGGUCCCACACAAAGGGGAAUUUGAACCAUCUCACAGGUGACAAUGAGAAUCCUGUUCAGAGAGCUUUGAGACGGGCUGCAUCUAGACCUGUGUACCAUAGGAGCAUGGAUGAGAUCAGGACUCUUACUAGACAAGACCAAAAAAUCGAGACAACAGAUGACUCCAUACAGGACUCUAGCACACUUGUCCAGACCUCUUUUGCUACUGCAGACCCGGAACACCUUAAGCAACUCAGCAAAUCAGUGCCUUCGUUCCUACAGAAAGAGAGUGAUGGAGGAGAGAGUGACUCCGAGAGCAGUUCUCGCAGCGGCGUGCGACAGAGAAAUAGCAGACAAUUCUCUAACCUCAGCAACUACUCUGGUUCUGCCUCACUCUCAUCUGUUAGCAGCAGUGUUGCAAGCAUUUACAGCAGUGACUACAGCAGUGUUGAAGUUCAAGGGACCAUCCAAUUUUCACUGAAUUAUAUGCAAAGAUUGCGGGAGUUCCACAUCUUUAUCGUCCAAUGCAAAAACCUGGCAGCAGUGGACACGAAGAGGAACCGAUCUGACCCGUAUAUUAAAAGUUACCUCAUACCAGACUCUACCAAUCUGGGAAAAAGAAAAACUGCUGUGAAAAAGAGAACGCUGAAUCCUACAUACAAUGAGAUUCUGAGGUACAAAGUCCGAAUGGAGUACCUGAAAUCCCAGAUUCUCAACCUUUCAGUAUGGCACAAUGACACAUUUGGCCGUAACAGUUUCUUGGGUGAGAUAGAACUUGAUCUUUCUUCGUGGGAUUUUAACGACACCGAGAGGAAGUUUUUGUCUCUGAAACCAAGAAAUCUCCCCUCACAGACCACAAAUAGCCUUCAGCCCUCAGACUUGAGAGCUCAGAUGAAACUGGCUAUUCGUUUCCUGCCUCAGAUCUCCCUCUCUAAGAAUAUUCCAGGUUCAGGUGAAGUGCAUAUCUGGGUCAAAGACUGCAAGAAUCUUCCUCCCAUUAGAAGUCCAACUAUUGAUCCAUAUGUAAAAUGCUUUGUACUUCCUGACACCAGCAAAAAGAGUCGUCAGAAAACUCGGGUCCUGAAGAGGACGACCAAUCCCAUAUUUAACCACACCAUGGUGUAUGAUGGCUUUAGGACAGAGGACCUGAAAGAGGCUUGUGUGGAGCUUACAGUUUGGGACCGCGACCGUCUAGCUAAUCACCUGCUCGGAGGCCUAAGACUCGGCAUGGGCACAGGCAGGAGUUAUGGAGUACAAGUGGAAUGGAUGGACUCUACAGCAGUGGAAGUGGCUUUAUGGAGGAGAAUGAUGGAGUCACCCAGUGAAUGGGUGGAAGGCAUAUUACCACUGAGGCUGUUAACGACGACCAAAAACACUUGGAAAUGAGAUUAAAACGAACCAAAGAGUUUAUUAAAGAUGUACUAUUAUUAAAGUAUAUCUAUAAAAUUAUAUUUCUCUACAUUUUAUAUCUUGCAUUUGUCAUAGUUUAUAAUGAUUAGGUUUUUGCCAUCACUUAAAAACAAAUGUGUUUUUAUCUGAUUCAUAACAUUUGAUAUUAAGAAACACAUUUUAAUAAAUCAGACAAAGCCAUCUUUGGUUAUUGUAUGGUAUAGAUGCUGUGGAAGGGGUUUGUGACAAAUGUGCUUUAAAAGAAAGUUUUACACUGUGUAGAAAGUGUAGAAAGAUUUACACUCACAUGAGACUCCUUUCAUAUAUCAGAAAAAGAACAAAAGGCAAGAAAAAAAGGAGGUGGAAAGGCCUAGUAAAGGUGUUGUAUUCAAGGCCUAUUCAAGAACUCCUGAUUACUAGCUCCACCUAGUGGAUAGACUAGUGAAUUGAGUGACUAAUAUUGUGGCUUAAAGGGAUAUCUCACAAACAUUUGAAUUCUCAUCAUUUACUCACCCUCAUGCCAUCCCAGAUGUGUUUGACUUUCUUCCUUCUGCUGACAAAGAUUUUUAAAAGAAGAAUCUCAGCUCUGUUGGUCCUCACAAUGCAAGUGAAUGAAUAUCAAAUUCUGAAGCUCCUAAAGCACAUAAAAACAGCAUAAAAGUCAUCAUUAUGACUCCAAUGGUUAAAUCCUAAAUCUUUAGAAGUGAUAUGACAGGUGUGAGUAAAAAACUAUCAAUAUUUAAGCCCUUUUUAACUAUCUGUCAGGGUUUGCAGGAAGGAGGACCCAAAUGCAGGCAUGAAAUAAAGAGAUCCUUAUUAAAUGACAAUAAAACAGAACAAAAACUUUUACAAUGGAGAAAAACAGGUAAUAAAUAAAGAUACCAGGAACCAACUCUGAACAGGCUAGAACAACAUGACUGAACAGGGUAACGCACAAAAUGAUUCAACACAGGACAGAGCACAGGAGGGAACUAUAAAGAGGGAGAAAUCAAGAGGUAAACAAGGAGGCAAUGUCUAUAUGAGAGACAGGAGAGCGCAUAAACCUGACAGAAGACAUGUGCUCACACCAAACAUGAUGAUGAGACAUGGAGCAUGGGUAUCCGGAUCCCGACUCAGAAACCAAACCAAAUCAGACCAAACAAUCAGGAUCCAGACACCAUGCUCCGAACAUGUAAACACAGACAGGACAGAAGAGUGCAUGGCUAGGAAUAAACACCCAAAACCAUGUGCUCACAUGAAAACAUGGAACACGAGUGGAUCUUAACACUAUCAAUCUCAACUUUCACAUUCUUCUUUUUUUGUUUUUGGCAUUCUUUGGACUUCAGGGAUUAAAUAUUGAUCUGUUUCUCACCCACACCUAUCAUAUUGUUUCUGAAGACAUAGAUUUAAAGGGAGACUUCACCCAAAAAUAGAAAUUCUCUCAUCAUUUACUCACCCUCAUGC